Messenger RNA from Cordyceps militaris CM01, 864 nucleotides. Its product is annotated as methyl transferase-like protein. The coding region runs from base 1 to 864 and encodes 287 amino acids. The transcript has a single exon. The record is from RefSeq and is a predicted model, not a curated record. Lineage: Eukaryota; Fungi; Ascomycota; Sordariomycetes; Hypocreales; Cordycipitaceae.
AUGGCCGCCACCGCAACCGCUCCGGGACCGACUACCGCCGCCGCCACCGCUGACUUCAACGUCGCCGACAUGGCGCUGUACGGCCUGCAGCGCGCCCGCCAGCGCCUGGCCGCGCUCGCGCCGAAACCGCAGUGGGACGCCGCCGACACGGCCUCGUUUGACUGCAUGCACUACCUAGGCGAUGCGGCGCUGCACGCCGCCGCCGCGGCUCUUCGCCUCCAGCCCGGCGCGCGCGUCGUCGACGUCGGCGCCGGCUUCGGUGCCACGGGCCGCUUCCUCUGCCGGCACUACGGCGCCGACGUCACGGGCGUCGAGCUGCAGCCCGCCAUCCACGCCAUGGCCGACACCAUCACGGCGCGCAACGGCCUUGCCGCGCACGUGCGCUCCGUCCACGCCGACUUCACAGCCCUGGACGCGACAGCCGCAAGCCCCCAGCAGCAGCAGCAGCAGCUGGUGGACCACGUCGUCUCGUUCCUCUGCGUGCUGCACAUUCCGGACCGCGCCGCCGUGUUCCGCAACGCGGCCGCGAUGCUGCGCCCGCGCGGCACCGUGUAUCUCGAGGAUUUCUUUGCCGCGAGGCCGCUGGACGCCGAGACGGCGCGCCAGCUGCGCCAGGUCGUGUCGUGCCCGUAUCUGCCGAGCAGGGAGCGCUACGUGGCCGACUUGGAGGCGGCUGGGUUUGGCAAUGUCGUGUUUGAGGACAUGACGGCGCCGUGGGCGGAUUAUGUGCGCGGCCGCGCCGUCAAGUAUAGGCAGUCGACCGCGCCGGAGCCUUUGUUGUUGACGUUUUACGAUACCAUUGAUGAACUGUUUCACGGUGGACAGCUUGGGGGCGCCCGGAUUAUGGCGACAAAAUUAGAGUAG